GAUCGAUUAAUUGAAUAAAUUGUAGUGACCCAAUACGGUUCCACAAUGUACGAUUAAAGACUUUAACGAAAGAAUGGCUCGUGAAUGAGCUGAAAUCAGCGUGGUAGCGCGAACACGUGGUAGAAUAGACGAUCUUUGCGGGUGACGACGUGGAGUACGCGGUUGGCAAGCGUCUCGCUCCCGAGAAAUCAACAGUUGAGUCCCGAACGUCAAGGCCAAAUAGCCGCCGGCUUCGACCCGAUCGGAGCAGCCUCGGCGGCGGCCAACAUGAUCUCGCUCACGGACUCGCAAAAAAUCGGGAUGGGGCUGACGGGCUUCGGUUUGUUUUUCCUCGUCUUCGGGAUGAUGCUGUUUUUCGACAAAGCUCUCUUGGCUAUCGGAAACAUUCUGUUUGUCUCGGGGUUGUCCUUCGUCAUCGGCCUGGAGCGAACGUUCCGAUUCUUCUUCCAGAGACACAAAGCCAAAGCCACGGGCUUUUUCCUCGGAGAGGUGUUGGCGGUUCUGAUCGGGUGGCCCGUCGUCGGCGUCCUUCUGGAGAUCUACGGCUUCUUCCUCUUAUUUAGGUCGGUUAUUAAAGGCGGGCUCGCUUUGGCUCCGUCGCUGUGCCGGUCCUGCUCAAGUUCUGUGUGUCCGGGCCCCUCAGAGGAUUCUUCCCGGUGGCGGUGGGCUUCAUCAGGCGGAUCCCGGUGCUGGGCUCGUUGCUCGGUCUGCCGGCCAUCGGGACGGCAAGUAUCGCGGUCGCGGGGGCGCGACUCGCGCUCAUUUGAUCUCUUAUUUUUGUUCGAUGAAUCCGGUAAGAAAACGUCAGGAGAUUAUAUGAAAUUGAUGCUGCACAGCCAGAAGUUAUUGCUUUGAAUGAUUAUUGUUUGGUCCUACUCUUUCAAUAGGUAUCGCUUACCUUUUUUUGGGGGGGGUUCAAAUCUCGUUUGCUUUGUUGUUUGUCUUUUUUAUUAAAACGAGGCGGCACGGUGGAUUCAGCUGGCAAAGCGUCGGUGGACCUGGGUUCGAUCCCGGCCCCGCCUGUGUGGAGGUUGCAUGUUCUCCCCGUGCCUGCGUGGCUUUUCUCCGGGCGGGCACUCCGCUUUCCUCCCACAUCCCAAAAACAUGCAACAUUAAUUGGACACGCUAAAUUGCCACAUCGGUGUGAUUGUCUGUCUCCGUGCGCCCUGCGAUUGGCUGGCGACCGGUCCAGGGUGUACUCUGCCUCCUGCCCGUUGACAGCUGGGAUAGGCCCCGGGACUCCCCGUGACCCUUGUGAGGAUAAGCGGCUAAUAAAAUGGAUGAAUGGAUGUUUAAAAUGAACGAUUCAGUUUAGGCUGUAAAAUGUUAGCUAAGAGCCCAAAAUGUUGAAUGUUGUUUUCCAAAGUCAAAGGAAAUGUUUGCAAAUGUCUUCUUUUGAUUUGACGCAAAGACGACGACAGAAAUUGGGGAAAAUUUUCAGUUCUAAUGGCGGACUUGUUGCAGCUGCAACUUGUCUCUUUCAAAAAUGAACGCGAUGACCAAAAGGAAAGUUCCAAUCAAAAUCAAAAACUGAAUUUUUAUCGUUCGGCUAUCCUCCCCGAAGGUAUUGAACAUAUUCGGACACGCUUGUUUGAGUAGUUGAGUGGCAGCGUCGGCCAUCUUGCAAACCUCCAAUUUCGGACCCGCAAAAUACUUUUCCGUCACAAACGAUGGGACGCUUCGUUUCUAGCGAUUUCCGUUCCCUCGCCAUCGACAGCAGGACGCGGCCCGCUUUCGCCGCCUCGUCUUCCGAAUCUUCAACUCAAAGGUUAAAUCCAAGGCCACGCAACGCCGCCAUCUUCUGGCACCGGCCAGUCAUUGCGCUCGUCAAAUCCUGUCGUGACUUUUCUCGUCUUGAUCGAUGUUGUCUCUCUCUCUCUCUC
This is a messenger RNA of Syngnathoides biaculeatus (alligator pipefish), 1883 nucleotides long. Its product is annotated as vesicle transport protein GOT1B-like. Gene Ontology annotation, biological process: endoplasmic reticulum to Golgi vesicle-mediated transport; retrograde transport, endosome to Golgi. The record is from RefSeq and is a predicted model, not a curated record. Bases 268 to 855 code for a protein of 195 amino acids. The transcript has 3 exons. Lineage: Eukaryota; Metazoa; Chordata; Actinopteri; Syngnathiformes; Syngnathidae. Gene Ontology annotation, cellular component: endoplasmic reticulum; membrane.